AUGGUGGAGCAGCAGAAGGAGGAUGAGGUGCCGGUUGUCGUCGAGGAUGUCAUGGAAGGCGAGCAUGAGGAUGAAGACAAUGAUGAUGACGACAACAAAGCUAAUGAAGUGUCGCCACCCCCUCGCAUGCCCAUGGCUCCGGGGCACCCCAACCCCGGCCCUAGCCUCCCAGCGCCCACCCACGCGUCGUCGCCCAUCUCCACCAUGUGUCGAAGGCGCGCCAACGUCUUUGCCUGGCUCGGGUGCAACUUUGCACGCGAGCAUCAGCUAGAUUGCCGCCCUAGCUCGUCGUGCGAGGUAGUUGGUCUUGAGGCUGAGGCGGACCUGGUGCUGUGGAGCCGGCCGAGGCAAUUGCCACCCGCAGUUGACUCGACGAUGGACCCAAUGUUGGUUGAAGUGGCAAUCCAAGUUCCGCCCCCAAACCGUCGCUCCGCUUCAGAACCAGGCCAUGGGGACAUGGUCACCAUCGUGGUCGACGAUCCUAACGAUGUCCAGCUGACCUUGACUUCGCCUAGGGAAAUGGAGAUGCUGGGCACGCCGAGGGACUCCUCGAGCGAUGACGACGCGGGUUGGCCAGCGUCGUCGGAGCAUGUACCCCCUACGCUUCAUGAAACGCUGGAGGCGCGGCUUUGCCUUCCGUUGCAGACGCCCCUCAUCCGUGGGCCGCCUAGGCUGUGUAGGCCUAGGACUUCGGUCUCCUUUCAGUCACAGCGGCGCAGUGACCGCCUUGCAGUGAAGCCACGCGAGGUGGACUCCACCAAGAAGGCUCAGUGCGUGCUCAUGCAGAAGCUGGGAGUCGUAGCAAGCUCACCCAACGUCGACUCUGAGACGGUGCACAAGUACAAAUCAACCUUCCAGGCACCGUUAUCGGCCUCCAAGCAGGAGGCGCUACAGCUUCUUUUCGGUGGGGAAUUUGACCCGAUGGCCAUGAACUUGGAUAUGGUCGGGAUGGACGAGGUUUAA
Molecule: messenger RNA, 963 nt
Organism: Miscanthus lutarioriparius
Lineage: Eukaryota; Viridiplantae; Streptophyta; Magnoliopsida; Poales; Poaceae
Source: the annotation of a GenBank genome assembly